Messenger RNA from Leguminivora glycinivorella, 3870 nucleotides. RefSeq lists its product as uncharacterized. Gene Ontology annotation, molecular function: nucleic acid binding. Bases 1 to 3870 code for a protein of 1289 amino acids. Gene Ontology annotation, biological process: DNA integration. The record is from RefSeq and is a predicted model, not a curated record. The transcript has 4 exons. Lineage: Eukaryota; Metazoa; Arthropoda; Insecta; Lepidoptera; Tortricidae.
AUGGGCGCGGCGACAGCUAACAGCACGCUCAGGUAUGGAUUAACCGUAGAGACACCGAGGUCACCGUCCUACGACACGACAUUGCUAUGGCGAAGGGAUUUAGCCAAGCGGUUACGGCGUCGUUCCAGACCCACGCCGAUCCCAGCUAGACAUCCCAAGGCUGCCGUCAUAGACAGAACUACCGAGAAACGAAAGUCGCUGCAGGAAACUACCAAGGAGGUAAAUAAACCAAUUAUUAAAGCUCAGUCCGUCAGAUCACAUGCGAGCAGUCGCACUGUGAUAGAAGCGCAGCUGUCUCAGGCGGAGCUCGAGGCCAGCGAACGGUUAGCGGAGAUAUCCCGGAGGGAGUUGCAGCUAGAAGCGGACAUGGUACGUAAACGGCUAGACGCCAGAAAACUGCAGAUCCGCGCUAAUGCGGAUAGCGCAGACGAGCACGAAUCUGCUGGUAGCGUGCGGAAUUCGAAUCAAGAUCGAUUAGACGAAUGGCUAGAGAACUCGCGAGACGCGACGUCAAAACCCAUUUGUAAGAGGUUAACCGACGAACCUCUACCCAAGUACGAGACUCCGAGACGACCUGCGCAGGCGGAGCGGCAUAUUCGAGGCCUCUCACCGGACCGCCAGUUAUGGAUAUCGAUCGAAGGCAUUAUGCCGAUAACCCCAUGCUCAUCAGAGAGGUUACGGACAGGUUGUCGCCGCAUCUUCGAAGCAGAUGGUGCGACUACGCGAAGAAACAUCGAGACAGCAAGGACCCGGAGAUUCUGCAGUUGGCGGAUUUCCUCAUGGAGGAGAGCGAACAGGAGAUGUCCUUCUGUCACGCCCGCGCCGCCCCGAGGACGUCAACACGAGGUGCAGAAAGUGACGUACGCGACACGUCAAGCCACAACAUCCCGUUCGACGACGUGCCUGUUCUGCGGUGGCGGUCACCUGACGCCGGACUGCCGCAAGUUAGCCGCCCAAUCCGUGGGCGCUAGAUGGGAGUGGGCGAAAUUAAAUCGUAUAUGCUAUCGCUGUAUCGACGCGAAGCAUAUGAAAACACAAUGCAAGGCCAAAGCGUGCGGCGUUGCAGGCUGUCCUCACGUACACCAUCGACUGCUUCAUGCGGACUCGCCGCAGGAAGUGCGUGAGGAUACGGCUAUGGUGCUAACACAAGAAAUCAGGUCAGCACCUACAUCGUCAGCAGUGACGUCAUCGGCCGAGCCAGCGGACACGACGGAGCCGCGAGCUGCGGACGACGAGAACGACGCCCGCGUGUACGUGUCGUCAACACCGGACUACAGCGUGCUGCUAAAGGUACUACCCGUAACCGUAUCAGGUCCAAAGGGAACGGCGCAUAUCUUCGCUUUCCUUGACGAUGGAUCCACCUUGUCAAUGAUCGACCAGGACGUCGCGGACGAGAUCGGCGCGGUCGGUCAAGACGAGCCGCUAUGCAUAAGAGGUAUUCAGCGGUUGAAACUUAGCUCAGUGACACAGACGGUCAAGGCUAAAGUAAGCCCGGCUCGUGGCGGCUUGACAUACGAUAUAUCCCUAAAAACGGUAGACGGACUAGGGAUACGCUCGCAGUCAUUAAAUAAGAAGCGUCUAUUGGAAUACGAACAUCUGGCGGACUUGGGCGACGAGUGCUACACGGGCAUGGGCGUGCCGCAGAUGUUAAUAGGCGGAGACUUCAGUCAUCUUAUAAACCCGACGGAGGUGAGGCAGGGCGGCGAGGACGAGCCGUGCGCAGUUAAAACCUCGUUAGGAUGGGUUUUCUUCGGGCGAAUGCCGAGGUAUGUACCAAAUAACGAGCAGGUCGUGAUGCACUGCCACAGUGACGACAGUGAUCUCGUGGAGCAGGUCAAGAAACACUGGGCAGUCGAGGCGCUUGGCAUAACGGCAAAGGACAACAUUCGACCCGACGACCAGCGAGCGAUCGAUACAUUCGAACGAACAGUAAAAAAGGUAGGACAGAGAUACGAAGUCGGCCAACUAUGGGCUGCCGACGACAUAAAGCUGCCACCGAGUUUCAACAUGGCGAAGGCGAGAUUACGCAAUCUAGAAGCCCGCAUGUCGAGAGAUCCUGACUUCGCCAACGAGUAUCAAGCACAGAUACACAAGCUUCUGGAAAAGGGGUACGCAGAGCGCAUCAUGGAACCACCGCAGUCAGAUCGGAUGUGGUUUCUGCCCCAUUUCAGCAACCCCGCAGAUCGAGCGACGAGAUGUCAACCAGCGCAGAGCGUGCGCAUCGAGGACGAGUGGUACGAAGGACCGCGCUUUCUCUAUGGACCCGAGACAUCAUGGCCUAGUCACACAUCGAAUCGAACAGACGACCUGCCUGAGAGGAAGGCGAGACCGUCAACCGAGACAUCACUGGCGAUCAUCUCAGCGAAGCCAGACCCUUCGAGCGUACUGCCAGACGUGAGACGGUUUAGCAGUUACGACAGACUGUUGAACGCGACAGCGAACGUCUUGCUAUUCAUCGAGAAAAUGAGAACGAAGAAUAAAGCCUUGCAGCUACAAGUCAGACAUUUGAGAAAGGCAGAACACAUGUGGUUGCAAUACAGUCAACGACGAAGCUUUCCCGAAGAGCUUCGAGCCUUAAGCCAGAAUAGGCUCAUCGAUCGCAAAUCGCGAUUAUACGACCUGGCACCCGAGCUAGGCGAUGACGGCGUGUUACGCAUGAAGACGAGGCUGGGCAGCGCUCCAGUAUUGUACACCGCGCUACAACCGAUAAUACUGGAUGGCCGCGAGCCGUUCACCCGUCUACUCAUCCUGCGAGCUCACCGACGAUCAGCGCACAUUCACAACGAAGCAGUAAUCAACGAACUGCGACAAGAAUAUUGGAUACUACAUCUGCGGCCGACCGUGAAGUCUGUAGCUCGAAACUGCGCGCUAUGCACACUACGACGAGCAACACCGAGAGCGCAGCCCUUAGGCGAUCUCCCGCCCGAGCGACUACAGGCGUAUCAACGUCCCUUCACUCACACCGCACAAGACUACAUGGGACCGAUGUUCGUCACGAUCGGACGGCGCAGAGAAAAACGCUGGGUGUGUCUAUACACGUGCCUAGUGACGCGCGCUAUUCACCUUGAAAGCGUGCACAGUCUUUCAACCGACAGCGCGCUACUAUCACUACGAAGAUUCGCCGCGAGAAGAGGAUGGCCCAGGACGAUGUACAGCGAUAACGCGACGUGCUUCAGGGCGGCGGCGACGGAACUACGUGAGGCGUACCGGCAAUGGCUGCCUGUACUGCAAACUUACGCCACUCAGAACCGAAUGGAGUGGAAAUUCAUCCCACCUGGCAAUCCUUCGGCCGGGGGCGCGUGGGAGCGAAUGAUAAGGACAGUUAAGAUAGCGAUGUCCUACACUUUCAACGAACGAGCACCGAAAUCCGAAGUUUUCGAAACUCUACUCGCCGAGAUAGAGAAUAUCGUCAACCGACGACCACUUACGCAUGUCAACGUCGAUCCAGACUCCGAAGAAAGUUUGACUCCAGCACACUUUCUACUUCUUCAUAACGCUAACCUACCGAUGAUUGGCGUUUACGACGAGAACGAAAAGAAGCAAUGGAAGAUGGCCCAAGCGCUUGCCGACCACUUUUGGCGGCGCUGGACCAAAGAGUACUUUCCUCUACUGGCACCGAGGAAGUCGUCCCACGACGGAGGGCGGCAACUUCAACCAGGCGAUGUGGUCAUCGUCGCUGAACCCAAUGGUCCACGCAGCGUGUGGCCCCGAGGCGUCGUCGAGACUACCUACCCGGGACCCGAUGGACGGGUCCGCUCCGCUGACAUCAGAACGAGACACGGGACGCUACGCAGGCCCAGCUGCAGGCUGGCGGUCAUCGCGUCGCAACCCAUGCACCAGGAGUCUUCGACUGCGGGGACAAAAUGUUAG